Molecule: messenger RNA, 2067 nt
Organism: Phacochoerus africanus (Common warthog)
Lineage: Eukaryota; Metazoa; Chordata; Mammalia; Artiodactyla; Suidae
Exons: 3
Coding region: 1207-2067 (286 amino acids)
Source: RefSeq, a predicted model, not a curated record
CAGACUGAUUAUGAUCAUCUCUUUCCAACUUUGCAUCCAGUGACAUUACACUGGUAGCUUAAAAUCUGCUCUGACGGGAGUAUUUAUACCACAGAAAUCGGCAAACAUGACAAAUCAGGACUUCGAUUUUUUCUUUUUUGGAAAGCAGUUUACCAUUACACCACUUUUAAUCUCUGAAACUCUUUCCUCCAAGGACUUCGGAACACUGGGAGUGGAAGCAGUGCUACCUCUGGGCCCUGGUGGCAAAAUCUGUUCCUGAGUUUGAAAUGGAAGUAUUCUACCUGGAACAAAGCUUAGUUUGGGUUCUGUGAGACCUGAAGGGAAGAAACCUCCGUCAGGCCUUGAGGGUUCGCUGCUUUGAGAGGGCAGGGACAUAACCCCACAGGGGAGAGCACGCUCCUCUGGCGGAGCUGCCCUGGUUAUACUUGUGGCUACUCUCUCAUGUAUCUUGCAGGAAGCAAUUAUUAAAGAGAUGACAUGAGAAAAUGAACUCACCGGGGGCCCAGAAACAUUUAGGGAGACUUUUCAGGGGGAGAGAUAUCUGAUAGAUGGGGGCUUACAAGGCAGAAAUAGUGAUUAUUCAUAUUCACAUGACCUAAUCUGCACCCUCUGACGGGUGGGACUAUAGCUAGACCAGCUUGGAAGGAAAUCAGAGGCUGAUUCUUGUGUUUGAACUUCCAGCUUUUGGUACCAAGAGCUGAGACUGCGGUUCUCAGACUUAGGGAGUAAAAGAACCACACAAGAGCUUUAGAAAUACACUCAUGGCGACCCUCUCUGGCUUCCUCCAGAUUUAGUAGGUGGAAAUAAACCAGUUAUCUGCAUUUUUUAACAAAUGACCCAAGUGGUCUGUAGAACACAUUUUGAACUUCAGCAUGCAACGCAUCUGGAAAGGGACCAGGUUUUACUCCCCACCAGAUCCCUUACAGAGUCUACUGUCUUCGAAACCCAGUCGGGUAAACAUUGAAUUGGAAGGGCCAUUUCUCUCUCCCCCAAUCACUGCGUUUGUCUGUCACGUGCCUAAGCCCAGGUGGCUUCAGGAAGGAAGCCUCUCAGCUGAAUCUAUUUCCCAGAUUGCUGACCUCCCCACCUCUGCCUCCUGCGAGGAAGGAGCCAGGCUUGGGGCUAAAAGAGUGGUGUUCUUAAGAAGCUCGGGGAGCCGGUUUCCAGAAAUCAAACAUCAGUUAGUUUUCAUGUUUUUUAAAUCACAUGGGCAGGUUUCAAGUUCCUCCUUUUGCAGGCGCAUUAAUAUUUGGCAUUCGUUUUCUGUGUUUUCUGCCUCUGCGGAGAGCUGGGAUCACGAUUCCCGGGUGGGGGAGCAGCGCGCCCAGGUGCGCGGAGUUCUCCUGCGGGCGCCCGCGGCUAACGCCGCCAAGUCUCCAGCUGAGCGCAGCAGAGAUGAAGCCUCCUGGGGCCGCUCCUCGCCGCCCAGAGCCGGGCUUCCUUCCUCGGUACGUGCAGAGACUAGAAAGCAGUUCUUUAGACACCGCAGUGACCGAGACCGCUCUACGCCCCCUUCCCCUGAGCAGGUGCUCGGAACUGGGCGAGCUCGGCGGUGAGGCGGACCCGGGCGCCACCUGCUGUCCAUCGCGCCUAAACCACGAGAAUGUAAAGGGAAAAAGUUGCUUUGCAAUUCACUGGCCUCCCCGGGAGACAAGUCCAGGGACAGAAAGUGCACCAAACACCGAGGAAGUGGAUUUGCUGAACUUCUUCCCUGUACCCGAGAGAAAAUCAGUUCCUCCUCAUCCUCACAAAACAAACUCUAAGGGACAAACUCUGACCACCUACUCUCAGAGAGGACACAGGCACACAUUUUCAUGUCACGCUCCUGGGAAUGGAAGUGAAGAAAACCUCUUAUGGGGGAAAGCACUUCAGCCACCCCUGAACAAAGGAAUUUCUAACACUGACUGUCUGCUUGGUGAGAGAAGAAGAAAUAGAGGGGGGUGUCCAUGGCUGCUUUCACUUGAGGAUAGCAGUCCAGCAGGUGCAGCAGAGAUCACAUGGUCCACAGAGCCUAAAAUAUUUACUACCUGGCCCUUUAUAGGAAAAGUUUGCCAACUCCUGCUCUAA